Vigna umbellata (rice bean) is the source of this 1577-nucleotide messenger RNA. The record is from RefSeq and is a predicted model, not a curated record. Lineage: Eukaryota; Viridiplantae; Streptophyta; Magnoliopsida; Fabales; Fabaceae.
AAAAAGCAGGCUCUAGUAUCCUCUGAAAGCCUAACUAGACAUGACACAACUCCAUACGAACAUUUCUUACCUCCCACUCCAAUCAAGCAUCACCAGCACAACCUUUUUUAGCUCAAUAAGAAACAUAACCUAACCAUUUCAUAAAGCUAAUGAUGGGAUUCAACAGAAACCUCUUCUGGCUUUCUGCCUUUGUCAUUUUUCUCUUUUCUGUCUCCUUUAUUUUCUAUUGCACUUCACCUUCCCCCAGCGAUUACACAGCCAUUGGUCCUCACGAUAGUUUCAGUUUCCAGCUUGGUAUAUUUAGUGGCGCUCAAGACUUGGUAUCUCUGAUAACAAGUAUAGCUAGGAGGAGACACCAUCACCACCAUCAUCAUCAUCAUAAGGAAAAAUGUGAAGGGGCCAAGUGGGAUUCCAGGCUUAUUCAAGACUAUAACGUGAGUCUUGUUUUCACGGUUGAUUUAAAGGGCUGUGCUAACUUCAGUAGCGUUCAAAAAGCUGUUGAUGCUGUUCCUGAAUCUAGCUCUGAUACCACCCUUAUCAUAAUCGAUUCUGGUACAUACAGGGAGAAGGUAGCUGUGCAAGCCAACAAAACAAACUUAAUAAUUCAAGGUCAAGGAUAUCUGAAUACAAUCAUAGAAUGGAACGACACCGCCAAUUCCACUGGCGGUACUUCCUACAGCUACUCCUUUGCCAUCUUUGCUUCUAAGUUCACUGCUUACAACAUCAGCUUUAAGAACACGGCUCCUCCACCGUCACCAGGAGCGGUGGGGGCACAAGCAGUGGCACUGAGAGUCACCGGUGAUCAAGCAGCCUUCUAUGGAUGUGGAUUUUAUGGUGCACAGGAUACACUGAAUGAUGAUGGUGGAAGACAUUAUUUCAAAGAAUGCUUAAUCCAAGGAUCCAUUGAUUUCAUAUUUGGAAAUGGUAGAUCACUUUAUGAGGAUUGUAGCAUAAACUGUGUAGCAAAAGCAGAGAAGGAUGAGAUUAGUGGGUCGAUCACUGCUCAAGGGAGGCAAUCGAUGGAUGAAGAAAGUGGGUUUUCCUUUGUGAAUUGUAGCAUCGUUGGGAGUGGAAGAGUGUGGCUUGGAAGAGCUUGGGGACCCUAUGCCACUGUCAUCUUCUCGACAACAUACAUGUCUGAUGUCGUAGCACCUGAAGGAUGGAAUGAUUGGAGAGAUCCCUCUAGAGACCGGAGCGUCUUCUUUGGGGAGUACAGUUGCCAUGGAGCUGGAGCAAAUUAUGCAUCCAGAGUCUCUUAUGCCAAGCAACUCAGGGAUUACGAAGCAAACUCUUACAUGGACAUUUCCUACAUUGAUGGAAAUGAUUGGCUUCUUAAUUAUCGUCAUAGUUAUGUUAAUCCUUCGUAUAUCUAAUGCCAAACAAUAAAGCUCCACUAAGACAUCAUUAGGAUUUGGGAACAAACCAAAGUUUCAUUUUUUUUGUUCUUUUGGUGAUCCAGCUGUUCAUAAUUGAUGAGUAAAUUUGACGUACGUCACUUCAAAAAGUUCAAAUUAAACCAAGUUGGAAAGGGAAAUAACUAUUAGAAAAGUACUCAACCCGUGUAAAAUAUUCUGUUU